Messenger RNA from Colletotrichum orchidophilum, 2337 nucleotides. RefSeq lists its product as uncharacterized. The record is from RefSeq and is a predicted model, not a curated record. The transcript has 2 exons. The coding region runs from base 1 to 2337 and encodes 778 amino acids. Lineage: Eukaryota; Fungi; Ascomycota; Sordariomycetes; Glomerellales; Glomerellaceae.
AUGGCAGAACUCGGGACCCGUACACCUCCGGAUCCAGGUGCAGACCCAGACCAGGACGCAGACCUCGACCAGAACAACACAGCAUACACGACAGACACUGACUACAACGGCGACUACACCAACACCAUUCGCAACCCCGAUGACGCCCGACCUCGCGACGCCGAUUCCAUGGCAGACUUCGUCCAAAUUUCCGCUCCCCACCCGGACGAGGGGCCCCGAAUGCGAUGCUGCUGCGGUCGCCACGAUUGUGCUUAUUUGAAGCAUAGCUGCUCCGUGCUCGAAACCGUCGAAAAGGAUGUCCAUACCGCCGCUAAGCUGGGCAAGGCCCUUCUUGCUCGUCAUGAGGCAUACAUGGCCGAUGCCGAACGAGAUCGCAUAUCCCUCACGAGUCGCAUAGAACAGUUGGAAAACGAAAAGGUGGAACUCCAGGCCGAGAACGCAAGGACCGUCGAAGAGAACCGUAACCUGCUAGACCAGCUCGAGAUGCUCAACAACACGGUUCAGGAUUCCGAUAUCCGCAUUCAGACCCUCGAGGCUACCCUGCUGUCGUCUCACCAAGCAGUGCGGCGUCUCGAGGGCGCUGCAGCUCGUGCAGCGGAGAUGGAGAGGCAUAUUGCGCUUCUCGAACAAGAGCAGUUGCGGCUACAAAAUACCCUAAUCACUACCGAAUCCGAGGCUCGCUCCGCCAUGCAGCGAUGGAGGAAGGCUGAGAGGGGCAUAUCUGACCUUCAGGAGCAGCUGGAGCGUAUGGAAACGGAGGCCAAAGAAGAGCGUGAACGCCAUGCCGAGGUUCUUGGCCGCGUGGAACGCCAGCGUGAGAUGGAAAAAGAACUGAACCUCGCCGCCGGACGCCUCAAGGGAGCUGCCGCCGCCAAGUCGCUCACUGACGGGAAGCCUGCCACCAACGUGGUGUCUCACUUUGUCCGCGAUUUGCUGCAGGACAAUGCAAAUCUGCAGCUGGGCAUGGCUGAAUUGCGGGAGAUGCUUCUCAAUUCGAACGACGAAAUCCAGGCCAUGCGGGACCAGCUCAUGUGCCAUCAACCCAUUGGAGAGGAAGACGCCAGCGCUGCAUCGACGUUGCGUGCGGAAAUCGGGCCGGAAUUAGGGGAAACGAUGCAGAACAUUUCCCAGCAAGUGCACAUCCACCACCAUUAUCACGUUGCCGAAAAGAACAAGAAGAAGAAGCGCCAUAGCCUGAAUCCGGCAAUCUUCUCCCCCGCCAGCGUCUCGCGAUCAUCCACCCCUCCGGCCAUGUGGCGGCCGGGCCCCGCACCAGUGACCCCCAUGGCGUCGCACUCUCACACGGGAUCGACGUCGACGGUUUCGGUGCCGCCGUCAAACAGGUGGUCCGUCUUCUCAGAACAGCCCUCAGAGUUUGCACCCUCGUCCGUCCCAAGCUCACCUCAGUCGAACCCUCGUCUUUCCAUGUUCGACAGGCCCAUGUUGGAGACGGAUUUGCCCAUGUCUCCAACAACCAGCCUGGAUCCUACUUCACCUACCUGGAAGAUUUCUCAUCACAAGCGCCCUUCAGAGGCAUCGAUUCGAAGUUUCUCCGUACCCCCAAAGUUCCUGAACUUGGGCUCGCCAGCGCCCCCAGCAGCCGCGACAGUGCACGUGUCUCGGCCCAUCUCGUCUACGAUUGAAGAGGAAAGGGAGGAGCACCACGGAGAAGAAGUGCCAGGGCUUCUCACGUACACAGAGGAUCAACCCGAGACGGAGACGGAGCCGGAGACGGAAAAUUCCUUUUCCAAGGAUGAAGAGCUGCCGCGGAGGGGCCUGCGCCGUGCCGUCUCCCACGAGUCAAUCAUGUCGUUGUCGGGAGGGUUGGAUAUUCACACACUGAAAGUACGACCUAGUCAACUGACCCUUCGUCCAUUGGGUGGAGCCGAUGCUGUGUUUACGGGAGUCACGGCACGAUCGACGAUAUCCAGAGGAAGCGAUCGGCGGAGUGAUGCUUUGCUUCGCGAUAGUCUGGCUGGGCGACCGAUGUCGAGGAUGGUAUUCACUCCGGUUCGGAGCGCUUCGCCGGCAAGCACGCACUCUCAAGGUUCACAGCAUUCGGGGGGACUGGGCCGAUGGGUCAGUUGGAGGCCGUGGACUGGCGCGGCAGCAGGUCGAGCAACAACGCCUACGCAGGCACCGCCCACACCGACACCAGCGCAACGAAGCGGAAAGGAAAGGCAGAAGGAGGUUCUUAGACCGACGGGCAUCAAUCAAGCUGGUGCCAUACCCGGUUUCCAAGAGUACUUGGCGGCUCACCAACGUCGCGGUCCUCCGAGCAAGGUGUCGCCUGACCUGGUUGACGUCGCUGCGCUGCGGGAGGUGUUGGAGGAGUGA